GGUGGUGCCAAUUUGGGUAUCUCUACCAGGUUUACCAAUUCACUUGUUUAAUUGUGAUAGUCUUCGGGACAUACUGAGCCCGAUUGGCAAAAUUUUGGUGAUUGACAACCCCACUCUGCAAUUGGCGGGACCUGGUGUGGCCAGAGUUUGCGUUGAGGUGAAUCUACUGGCGGAAAAUCCUUCUCGCUUUUGGCUGGAUUUUGGGGGUUCGAGUGGGCAGUGGCAGAGGAUUGUCUAUGAGAAGGGAGUGAAGUAUUGUACAAGUUGUUUGAAACAAGGGCAUACUGAUAUUGAUUGUCGUAGAAGUAAAUCUGGAAAAGAUAAUAAAGAAGAUAAUCUGGUCAUAGAAGGUGGGAGGGAAAUUAAACAGUCCUCUGUUCUUAAUUCUCAGAAGGAGAUAGGGGAGGAAAUACACACAAGGAAUGGAAAGUUGUUAAAGGAAAAGGGGUUGUAAAUAAGUCUGACUUAAAGCACAAUACGUUGGGGGGAGUGGUUAAUGAUAGUAUUGCAGGGAAGAAGAAGGGGAAUUUGUUUGAUAUUAUUAGAGAUGAGCAGGUUGUUGAUAAUGCCUUGAAAAGGAAGGAGGUUAUGAUGGAAAUGGGAAAUGUUGAAGGUCAAGAUGCUGGUAAAAGAGGGAAGGAGUUAUUAGAUCUGGAGUAUGAGGAAGUUUUUAAUGUACAAGUUGGACGUUCGAGUACCUGUAUUGGAAAAAAGAGAUCACCUACUAAAAAGUGUUUUGCCGGAGAUUUCUGGGAGGACAGAUUGACCAAGGAAGGGAUUCCUGAGAAUAAGGAGAAUGAGGUACAGAAUUCUGGUCCUAUUGAUGUGGAGUUAGCAGCUGGGAAUAAUGUCAGUACUGAUGAAAUUGUGGAGUCUUUAAAUAGGGAGGAAGUGGUGGAGAAGAUUGCUAGUGUUAAGAUGGUAGAUACUGUCCCUCUUCAAAUUUGUUUGCGGAAUAAGCAGUGUUCUACAGAAUUUGGUGAUACAUUUUGGGUGGAUAGACAGUUUGCAUGUAGGGAUGGAAUUGAUAUAUCUAAGGAUGAUGAAAGAGGUUUGAUAGCGUUGAAGGUGCCACCUGAUAAAGGGUAUUUCUCUGAUCAGGGGGGGUACUAG
Messenger RNA from Ilex paraguariensis (yerba mate), 1113 nucleotides. The record is from the annotation of a GenBank genome assembly. Lineage: Eukaryota; Viridiplantae; Streptophyta; Magnoliopsida; Aquifoliales; Aquifoliaceae.